Pochonia chlamydosporia 170 is the source of this 4536-nucleotide messenger RNA. Its product is annotated as patatin-like serine hydrolase. Lineage: Eukaryota; Fungi; Ascomycota; Sordariomycetes; Hypocreales; Clavicipitaceae. The record is from RefSeq and is a predicted model, not a curated record. Gene Ontology annotation, molecular function: phosphatidylcholine lysophospholipase A1 activity. Gene Ontology annotation, biological process: lipid metabolic process. The coding region runs from base 1 to 4536 and encodes 1511 amino acids. Gene Ontology annotation, cellular component: endoplasmic reticulum. The transcript is spliced from 3 exons.
AUGGCAUCUGACUUGUCAAACGGUGCGCAGGUCGCGAGUAGCGUCUCCUCCACGCUUGCUGGUGCUUGGGACAUGUCGACAGUCCAGCCACUCGCCGACGCCAUGAACACCGCGCCGGCAGAUGUAGCAGCUGCCCACGAGUCUACAGGCUGGCUGGGCUUCUUUGGGUGGCUGCUAUAUAUUGUUUUUAAUCUGGUCUCUACUGUGCUAUACUGGGUUAUCCGCAUAGCGACGAUUUCUAUCCCAAGGCUGCUGUACGCCUUGUUUUCCACUAGCUGGACGGUGACUAUGAACGCCACCACGCUCAUGUUUAUCCUGGUCGGCGUUGUUUCUGCUGCCAGCUGGGUCGUGAGAUAUCGCAUCCUCAACAUGUACUCGAGGCUCCCGCCCGAGCCGCAAAGAAAAGAACCUGAAAUAGAUCUUUUCCCGGAUAGUCACGAAGAGGGUAGCAAAGGGGGGCUAGCGAGCUACCUUGAUGAGUUCUUAAGUGCGAUCAAGAUUUUUGGCUAUCUCGAGCGUCCGGUCUUCCACGAGUUGACCCGCAGUAUGCAGACUAGGAAGCUUAUUGCCGGUGAGACGAUCAACUUGGAAGAAGAGAAGGGGUUUUGCAUUGUUGUUGAUGGUUUGGUCGAGAUUUUCGUCAAAUCUGGGAGACACAAUACAUCUCGUGAUUCCUCAGCAGCUCACGACCUCGAUUCAUCUUCUGAUGAGGAGUUGGCACCUGAUCAACAGAGAUAUCAACUGCUGACGGAAGUGCGUAAUGGAGCUCCCAUGUCUUCACUCUUCUCCAUCAUGUCUCUUUUUACCGAGGAUGUGAAACUUCGAUUGAACGAGGAUUCCUCUCCAUUACGGCCAAAUGGGAACAGCGAUUACCGAAGGCAUGCAUCCAUUGGUGAACCUGAAAGUCAAAGAUUCACUCCCGCUCCAGUUUCUAUGCCUAAUACGCCUCAACUGGACGGAAAGUCGGGCCAGGCUGCGGUUUCCAAUGUGCCAACAGAAGGUGAAAGCCAGGUGCUUUCUGCUGGUGACCUUCACGGGCCAAAUUCCAGUAUCCCUCCCAUCUCUUUGGAUCCCUCGUCGCCAACAAGACCUCAGAGACCAAAGCUGCCGGGAAGAGCCUUGUCUCACUCUGCGCAUCCCGAUAUUAUUGCUCGAGCGACGGUUGAUACAACCAUUGCCAUCAUCCCAGCAAGCGCGUUUCGUCGCCUCAUCAGAAUCUACCCCAAGGCUACGUCGCACAUUGUACAUGUCAUUCUGUCUCGCUUUCAACGAGUUACCUUGGCUCACGCAUUCGAUUACCUGGGCCUGACGGGCGAAGUUUUACAGACGGAGAAGAGCAUGACCAAAUACACUGUGUGCCAACUUCCCAACAUCUUGAGAGGCGACGCUCUGUCGCGUCUGAAAGAAAAGUUCAAGCAUGAACGUGCUCGCAUUGCGGGAGAUGACGAGAGGAAUGGAAUUGCCCUCCAUAAUGCCGCUGCUACCAGGCGCCGCCGUUCAAGUAGCACCACGUUGCGCAAGGAAGCCAUGCUUUCUUCUCUGACCAAGCAACGGCCGUCGUCACACCUGGGAAGCAUUAAUUCGGCCAUGGAGGAGUCACCUCAGCCACUUGAGCAUAGUUCCAACCACCCCGGUGAUUUGGCAAACAUUCACGCCAGCCGAAAUGCUGGUCGUAGUCCCAUCACACCGGGACCUGGUGUCAGAGACAUGACUAGUCCGCUUGCUCACAGGUCGUUUAACCCAUUCGAUUCACAACGGCAUGCACGCAUUUCCAUUGAUGCGAGAGAGUCUCUCGACGAAGACAACUUAUUCCGAGCGUCUAUUCUCGAAUGCAUGUUCAAAUCUCUCGGUUUGGAUGGCGCGGGUUCAGCAUCUCGGGAGCCAGAAUCUGUGGAUGGCUCUCCUAGGCUACUUUCGGCGGACCACAGACGUAGGGCUUUUGGUACGAACAAUGCCUUUGGAUUCAUGGGCCCUUUUGAGAGCUUAGCUGAUGGCGAAACUGAGUCGAUCACAUCGGGUGGGUUGACAAUUCAUACGCCACCAAGUGCGCAAAUCCUGUCCCACGAAAUGAAGGAUGAGGUUGAGAUUGUCUUCUUCCCCAAAGGCUCUGUGCUCGUUGAGCAAGGCGAAAGGAACCCAGGUUUGUACUACGUGAUUGACGGGUUCCUGGAUAUGGGCACAUAUACAACGGAACAGGGCUCGCAAAAUAUUUUGCAAACCUCCGGCCCAGCAUCAUUUAAUAUCGCCGCAAAAACCAAUGCCACCAGUCGAACUGAUCUCAACAAGAACACUGGCCGCACACGCCGGAGCAUAUCCCUGGUCAAACCUGGCGGAUUAGCUGGCUACAUUGGCAGCGUCUCCUCUUAUCGUUCCUUCAUCGAUGUCGUUGCCAAGACGGAUGUUUAUGUCGGCUUCCUCCCCCGAGCAGCACUGGAAAGAAUUGUGGACAGAUACCCAAUCGUGCUGCUCACCAUGGCCAAGAGACUGACACACGUCUUGCCACGUCUCAUCCUCCACAUUGAUUUUGCACUUGAAUGGGUACAGGUCAACGCUGGACAAGUCAUUUUUCACAGAGGCGAUGAAUCAGAGGCAAUCUAUAUUGUCCUCAAUGGCCGACUUCGUCUGGUGGAAGACAGAAAGGAUGGCGGCAUGUCCGCACUUGCUGAAUUUGGCCAAGGUGAAAGUGUUGGCGAGCUUGAGGUUCUCACAGAGACCGUUCGUCCUGGAACAUUGCAUGCUAUCCGUGACACUGAGCUGGUAAAGUUCCCCCGAACCCUGUUCAACAGCUUGGCACAAGAGCACCCCAACAUUACGAUCAAGAUCUCCAAGAUUAUUGCAUCUCGUAUGAGAGCGGCUGUGGAGGACCCUCCCAAAAACGGUGCGAAAGAAUCUGGGUCUGGUGCCAUCAACAAUCAGAGGAAGUCGACUAUGAAUCUUCGAACCGUCGCGAUUCUUCCAGUCACCGCAGGCGUUCCAGUUGUUGAGUUUGGGAAUCGACUGAUGAAUGCUUUGGCCCAAGUAGGGCCACCAAAUGGCGCAACGUCGUUGAACCAAUCAGCCAUCUUGAACCAUCUUGGCAAGCAUGCUUUCAAUAAAAUGGGCAAACUGCGUCUCACUCAGUAUCUUGCUGAUCUUGAGGAAAAAUAUGGCCUUGUGGUAUACGUAGCAGAUACCAAUGUCAACUCCCCGUGGACGCAAACUUGCAUCACCCAAGCUGACAGCAUCCUGCUCAUCGGCCUUGCGGAUGGAUCUCCUGCCACUGGCGAAUAUGAGCGGUUCAUGCUUGGAAUGAAAUCGACUGCCAGAAAAAUGCUUGUCCUGUUGCACAAUGAGCGCUACUCUCGAUCCGGUGUUACUCGGUCGUGGUUACGCAACAGAAUGUGGAUUAACGGCGGCCACUAUCAUAUUCAGAUGCCUUACAGCACAAACGCAAUGCCCGUCCACCUUCCAGCGUCGAAGAGACUUGGCCAAGCCCUCAAGGAGCGGGUGCAGGUGCUUCAAGCAGAGAUUCAAAAGUACACAUCAAGAAAGGUGCACCACACGCCAUACUACUCACCGGAAACACCGUACAAGAGUGACUUCCACCGCCUUGCCCGUCGGCUCUGUGGCAAAUCUAUUGGUCUCGUUCUUGGUGGUGGUGGAGCUAGAGGCAUGAGCCAGAUCGGGGUGAUUAGAGCCAUGGAAGAAGCGGGCAUUCCCAUUGAUGUGAUUGGCGGUACAUCCAUUGGUGCCUUUGUCGGAGCAUUGUAUGCUCGACACGCAGAUAUUGUUCCCAUGUUUGGCUUUGCGAAGAAAUUCUUUGGCCGCAUGGCAAGUUUAUGGCGAUUCGCCCUCGACUUGACGUAUCCGUCAGCGUCAUACACAACUGGACAUGAAUUCAAUCGAGGCAUCUUCAAGACAUUUGGCAAUACCCAGAUUGAAGACUUUUGGCUUGAAUAUUACUGCAACACGACCAAUAUCAGCAAGAGCAGAGUUGAAUUCCACACGAGCGGAUAUGCCUGGAGGUACAUCCGUGCAUCCAUGUCGCUUGCCGGCCUGCUUCCACCGCUUUGCGACGAAGGCAGCAUGCUCUUGGAUGGUGGCUACGUGGACAAUUUGACUGUCUCGCAUAUGAAGGCACUGGGCGUUGAUAUUAUUUUUGCCGUUGAUGUCGGCGCCCUGGACGACGACACACCCCAAACAUACGGUGAUUCAUUGUCGGGCAUGUGGGCUUUCUUCAACAGAUGGAACCCGCUGUCUGCACAUCCCAACCCGCCAACGCUGGCGGAGAUUCAAGGCCGUUUAGCGUAUGUGUCGAGCGUAGAUGCGUUGGAGCGAGCAAAGACUAUGCCGGGGUGCAUUUACAUGCGUCCGCCGGUGGAUGACUAUGGCACAUUAGACUUUAUUAAAUUUGAUGAAGUGUACCAGAUGGGAUACAGAUUUGGUAAAGAGUUUCUGCAAAGACUUAAAGACGAGGGUGGCUUCCCUUGGAUGGAGGAAGCAGAGGCUAAAGAAGCCAUGCGACGAACAAAGGCACCCCGUAGAGCGAGCAUCUAG